AUGGAUCCUCCAGCCCCGCAACAAGAGGAGGACCGUGUCGCGACAGCUCUAUAUGACUGGGCAAAGCGGCAAAAGACUUUUCAUAGCGACAGUCUCGCCAGGGAGCGCAGUAUCUACACCAUCUCCUGGAUAUGUGCAUUGCCGAUCGAGAUGGCUGCGGCACGGGCAGUCCUAGAUGAGAUCCACGAGUCGCUACCCACACAAACAGAUGACCACAACACGUAUUUACUGGGAAGUAUCAAGGCGCACAAUGUCGUCAUUGCAUGCCUACCAACAGACCAAUAUGGUAUUGUCAACGCAGCCAGCGUCAUGACCAAUUUGAGGAGAACUUUCACCGCCAUCCGAGUAGGUUUGAUGGUUGGUAUUGGCGGGGGCGUACCAAGCAAGAUUGAUAUAAGAUUGGGGGAUAUAGUGGUUGGAACCAGGGUGAUGCAAAGUGACCUGGGGAAAGUUGUUGGAGAUGGAGAGUUAGAGCGAACAGCGAUUCCAAAAACGCCACAUCAUUUGCUGGGGACAGCCGUGUCUGCGCUCCGUGCAAAGCAUGAGCUCGAAGGGAGUAAAGUUCCAUCCAUUCUUCAGCAAAGGCUUGAACGAUAUGAAUAUGGUCGGCCAAGCAUGCCGGACCGACUUUUCCAAGCGACAUAUCAUCAUGAAGAUCCAUUAGCCAACUGUGACUAUUGCGACCCAAAGAAACUAGUCAUGCGAAGUACACGAACGUCCAAAGAUCCAUCGAUUUACUACGGCGGAAUUGCCUCUGGAAGCCAGGUGGUCAAAUCAAGCAUUUCCAGGGAUAAAAUCGCCCGAAAUCUGAAUGUCAUUUGCUUUGAAAUGGAAGCUGCCGGCCUAAUGGACAUUCUCCCUUGCCUUUCAAUCCGUGGUAUCUGUGACUAUGCUGACUCCCAUAAGAGUAAAGAAUGGCAGAAGUACGCUGCAGCUACCGCAGCCGCAUACGCAAGAGAGCUUCUUGAAGAAUUGCAUGUGACUGAAAAUCAUGCUAAAGAGGCAUUUGUACCUACUCCUGAUGAAUCCAAAUCGCAGGAGCGCCGACACUGUCUUCUUGACUCCCUGAAGUUUGAGCAAAUUGAUUCCCGUAAAACAAACAUCAAAGCAGCGCACGCCAAAACAUGCCAAUGGGUGUUGAGUCAUCCUGACUACAAAGCAUGGCUGGACCCCAAAAUGCUUGACCAGCAUCACGGGUUUCUGUGGAUUAACGGUAAGCCAGGUGCUGGCAAGUCAACAAUCAUGAAAUUCGCCUACAUGAACACAAAAAAUCGAUCUCGCAAUGAACAAUCAAUCGCCUCAUUCUUUUUCAACGCUCGCGUGCUAGACGAUCCCGAGCUUCUUCCAUCCCAAAAUCAGAGUACCAUUCGUUCUUUGAAUGUUCUCAAAGAGAUUUUACGCAAAGCAGUUGCUCUCCUUGGCCGACGGUCUUUCACAUGCUUUAUUGAUGCGCUUGAUGAGUGCGAUGAGCAACAGGUGUUAGACAUGAUUCAGUUCUUUGAAGAACUGACAGAAUGGUCUACAGCUCAAAAGGUACUUCUACGAAUUUGCUUUUCUAGUCGACAUUACCCCUAUAUUAUCGUUCGAUGGGGAGCCCGACUUACACUCGAGCAUCAGCCAGGCCAUGAAAUGGACCUAGAGACUUAUAUCAAGGGCCAGCUACGGGCGAAAGACUCAGAAAUUGUCCAAAGAAUCCUCUAUAAAGCAUCAGGUGUCUUCAUAUGGGUCGUCCUGGUUGUCGAAAUUCUUAAUAGAGAAUACGCACGUGGUGCGAUGUUUCUCAAUAAGAGGCUUGAAGAGAUACCAAGUGGAUUAAGUGACUUAUUUAGAGAUAUUCUACAGCGAGAUAAGGAGAAUAUGGGAGAACUCUUACUGUGUUUCCUCUGGAUUUUUUGCGCAGAACAUCCAUUACGACCGGAGGAGUUCUACCAUGCGCUCUGGUCCGGCCUAUUUUCGCAAGGUCUGGUCGAUGGCCCAAUGCCAGAUGCCUCAGUUUACGAUACUAGUGACGGUCUCUCUAGAUCUCAUAUUUAUGUUAUCAGUUGUUCCAAAGGCCUCGCUGAAGUCACAAAAUCGGGUAAUCCUACAGUGCAGUUCAUUCACGAGUCUGUUCGGGAUUUCCUUGUUAAAGACGGAGGCCUGUAUGAGCUGUGGCCUGAACUUGGACUUGACUGGCAGAGCCCUUCCCAUAAUAGGCUUAAAAACUAUUGUCAUGCCUAUAUUGGUCUUACGAAAUUCGGGGGAUCUGGUAGUAUGCUACAAGGCUCUUCCAAGUCAGAGUACAAAGCAGAAACUUUGGCGAAGUAUCCUUUGCUAGAGUAUGUUGGCCAGAAUAUUCUCUUCCAUGCCAAUUUCGCGGCACGGGCUAUUCCUCAAGAUGAUUUCCUUGCCUCUUUUGAUGUCACCAGUUGGAUCAGCAUCAGCAAUUUGUUUGAGAAGUUUGGGGUUCGCCAAUAUACUCGUGAUGCAAGUCUUCUAUACAUUCUAGCUGACAAGGGUUAUCCCGAGCUUAUUCGAACAAAAUUAAAGCGUGAUCCUGAGAUCAAUAUCUUCGGCGAACGAGAUAAGUUCCCCAUCUUUGCGGCUUUAGCGCGCGGCGAUAAAGAUAGCACUGCCGCUCUUUUGGGCUUAUCUUCUAUCGUCGUUGACGGGAUCGACAUUGCAGAAGGACUGAACUCCAGAAAGGAUCUCGGAGAGUAUAAAGGAAGAACACCUCUUUCUUGGGCUAUCCUGAAUCAGAGAACAGAAAUCUUCAAAGCUCUUCUACGGAGUGGAAUGGACGUAAACAAAAGAGUCGAUCGAGACGGAAAUACACUGCUUUUCCUAGCUGUGGCUCAUGGCAACCGGGAAAUAUCCGAGCUCCUUAUCCAAAAAGGAGCCGUGGUUCAUGCUACAAAUAAGAAGAAGCAGAAUUUACUUUGUCUCGCUGCACAGGAAGGCCAUCGAGAUAUCACCGCCCUUCUUCUCGAUCAAGGAUUAGAUGUCAAUUCAAGGCUUCAGAAAAAGCGGACAGCGCUUGUGCUGGCCAUACAGAAUGGACAUCAAGCCACCGCUGAGCUUCUUAUUGACCGGGGGGCCGACCUCAGCAUUCUAGAUGGUAGUAGACGGACUCUACUUCAUUGGGCCGCAGAAAAGGGGCUAGAGGCUGUAGCAAAGACUCUCAUUGAGCGAGGUUUGAGUAUUGAUAAACAUGAUAAUAGCAAGAACGCGGCAAUUCAUUUGGCUUCAGAGCAGGGCUUCGAGGUCAUAGUGAAAAUGCUCAUCGCUGCAGGUGCAGAUAUCAACAGCACUGACACCAGCGGGAGGGCGCCAAUUCACUUGGCCUCGCUGCGCGGUCUCGCAGGCGUGGUGGAAGCCCUUAUUAGAAAUAGGGCAGACUACAACCGUGCUGAUAGUGAUGGAAAGACGCCAAUUCAUUUGGCUUCGGCGGCAGGCUUCGAGGCCAUAGGGCGGACAUUCACAAAAUGGACAGAAAUAAGAGUUGAAGGGCAUGCAAAAGUGAUGGAAGUCCUCAUCGCCGCAGGCGCAGAUAUCAACAGCGCUGACAUCAGCGGGAGGGCGCCAAUUCACUUGGCCUCGCUGCGCGGUCUCGCAGGCGUGGUGGAAGCCCUUAUUAGAAAUAGGGCAGACUACGACCGUGCUGAUAGUGAUGGAAAGACGCCAAUUCAUUUGGCUUCGGCGGCAGGCUUCGAGGCCAUAGUGAGAAUUCUCAUCAAGACAGGGGCGGACAUUCACAAAAUGGACAGAAAUAAGAGGGCACCAAUCCACCUGGCUUCAGUUGAAGGGCAUGCAAACGUGGAGGAAAUCCUCAUCGCCGCAGGAGCAGAUAUCAACAGCGCUGACAUCAGCGGGAGGGCACCAAUUCACCUGGCUUCAGAGCACGGCUUCGAGGCGGUGGUGAAACUUCUGACCGCUUAUAAUUGA
Molecule: messenger RNA, 3924 nt
Organism: Penicillium odoratum
Lineage: Eukaryota; Fungi; Ascomycota; Eurotiomycetes; Eurotiales; Aspergillaceae
Exons: 4
Coding region: 1-3924 (1307 amino acids)
Biological process (GO): nucleoside metabolic process
Molecular function (GO): protein binding; catalytic activity
Source: RefSeq, a predicted model, not a curated record